Corticium candelabrum is the source of this 606-nucleotide messenger RNA. Its product is annotated as gametocyte-specific factor 1-like. Bases 70 to 579 code for a protein of 169 amino acids. NCBI's taxonomy places the organism in Eukaryota, Metazoa, Porifera, Homoscleromorpha, Homosclerophorida, Plakinidae. The record is from RefSeq and is a predicted model, not a curated record. The transcript is spliced from 3 exons.
UUCAUCUUACCCUCAUUUCACACUCACGAGGCCUUCUGGUACAACGAAGUCCUUUUAUUCUGGCCUUGCAUGAGGCCUUCUCGCGCUAUUGCGCCCGGUUCGCGAUUGCUAUGUUCUACGGGAAUGAUCAUAGACCCCAUAUCCGGGAGGUUCGUAGAUCAGCGAAUGGCUCAUCUUGACCCUGAGGAGUUACUAGAAUGCCCUUUCGACCCUCUUCAUCAAAUAAGAGCUAAAAGAUUUCAGUACCAUUUGGUUAAGUGCUCGAAAGUAAGAAUUUAUCUGCGAACAUGUAGCAUUCUGCUAGGUCGAUCGACAUUCUUACAGCAACACGGGCGUCCCUUCUACCAGUGUCCUAACAAUGCGCGGCAUGUGAAGACGUCGAAAGAAGACUUUGACGCUCACAAAUUAGUGUGUGAAGAUAGGAAACAAGUGGAAGCAGAGAUUCGACACGCUAUGGGACAAACAACAACACCUUUCAAAGGCAAUACAACUUUACCUGAGUAUGAGUGGCGCAGGCCUGAUCCUGAUGAAGAUUGGGAAACAGGUAUGUGGAUGAUCUGCACUUAUGUGCUAGAGUAAGUUAUAUUGUAGUAUUUAUUUGGUGAU